UCACAUGGUUGACGUGCGCUGAGCGCUGAAGAAAAGGAACAGCAGGCGCCAUGCGCUUCCAUCAAACUCACGGCUCGCGCUGAGACUUCACAAGUGUCAAACCAUAGAUGUCGCGGGAAUGUGAGAGCGUCACGUUGCCCUCCGUCAACUGGAAUGAAAUUGGCAGCGGGGGCGCAGGGACAAUUUCGCUUGUGGAUACUUGUAGUGAAGUUGCAGGCUGAGACUGUAAUACAGGAAUACAGCACAGCGCUGAAACAUGGAGGGAAACUCAAGGGAAAGCGACAGUCUGGAGCGAGAGCGACAGUACUGCGAGCUGUGCGGGAAAAUGGAGAACCUAAUGAAGUGCGGACGGUGUCGUAGCUCCUUCUACUGCAGCAAAGAGCACCAGAGACAGGACUGGAAGAAGCACAAGCGGGUGUGCAAGGAGGCCGAGAAGCAGCAGCAGCCGCCGCCGCCGGCUGAAGAGCCCAGCGCCGAACAGAGCAACACUUCAGAACAGUCGAACUCUUCUCAGAGUGACUCUACUCUUACGUCACCCGGCGAAAGAAUGUCAGAUUUUAUCACGUCCGCCACAGGCUCUGACAGCAAGCCGACCGCGGACUGCUCGAAACCCAACGGACAGACGCGGUCGCCCCCUCAGAAACUGGCCACGGACUAUAUCGUGCCCUGCAUGAACAAGCACGGGAUCUGUGUGGUUGACAACUUCCUAGGUGACGAGGUCGGACACUGUGUUCUGGAGGACGUGCAGGCGCUUUACCUGACCGGCGGAUUUACGGACGGACAGCUGGUCAGUCAGAGAAGCGACUCGUCUAAGGACAUUCGGGGGGAUAAGAUCACCUGGGUGGAGGGGAAGGAGGCCGGCUGUGAGAGGAUAGCGUUUCUCAUGAGCCGCAUGGACGAUCUGAUCCGACACUGUAACGGGAAACUGGACAACUACAGGAUCAAUGGAAGGACGAAAGCAAUGGUGGCGUGUUACCCUGGCGAUGGGACAGGAUAUGUACGGCAUGUGGAUAACCCUAACGGAGAUGGGAGAUGUGUCACAUGCAUAUAUUACCUGAAUAAAGACUGGGAUGCCAAGGACCAUGGUGGCCUUUUGCGGAUCUUUCCAGAGGGAACCUCUCAGUUUGCAGACAUAGAGCCCAAGUUUGACAGACUUCUGCUGUUUUGGUCAGACAGACGGAACCCACAUGAGGUCCAGCCAGCUUACGCCACAAGGUAUGCAAUAACGGUGUGGUAUUUUGACGCUGAUGAGCGAGCUCGAGCUAAGGAGAAAUAUCUAACAGGUUCUGGUGAAAGGAGCGUUAAGGUGGAGCUAAACAAGCCGUCAGAGCCCAGCUAAUGAACGAGGGAUGAAUGAAGAGGAGUGUACAGGGUUGGACCUCCAGUGUGCUCCAGAGAGAUGAUGAGCAGAGGGCAGAAGAAAGUCAGGAAGCGACUUUCUCUCAUUCACCUCUCCAUCUGUCAUCUAUAAGGGGCUUCUCAUAGGGACUCAGAAUGUGAAGACAGGCGUGAAGACACAUUUUUUGUGUUUCCUUAAUGAAGAAUGCAGGCUUACAUGAGCAUAGGAUGGACAUAAUGCGAAACUUGAGGGUGUUUGUGCACUUGUUCAACACAAGAUUUUGAGCUAUGACCCCUACAGUUUCCUUCCCCGGUCCCCCUUGUCAACUUUAUUAUUGCACGUGUUAAUAAAGGUACAGUUUUGUUUGGCAAGGCAUAUGCAGAAACAACACAGAAAACCCCUUUUAAGGUUAGAAGCUCUGUGCAAUGUCCUAUACGUGUUAUUCUGCUCAUAAACCAUUGGAUUUGUGUUUUUGUAUGGCUCUUAAUUCCCCUUUCCAAUCUCUCCUAAUUGGAGCCACAAGGAACGUGAUUUAUCAUGGCUUCCACUUGUUGCUUAGUCACCGGGAGCAUUGCUGGAUUGUCUUUGCUAGUCAUCAGCGAUAUGUCUGUUGUUGCAGACGUUACUGUAUGUCUCUCCUGUCUUAAGCCAAACUUGACAUCUCAUGUCUAACAGCCCUGAGUUUUAAAUAAAAAAAAAGCAGUUUUCCUAAAUA
Molecule: messenger RNA, 2054 nt
Organism: Rhinichthys klamathensis goyatoka
Lineage: Eukaryota; Metazoa; Chordata; Actinopteri; Cypriniformes; Leuciscidae
Gene: egln1b
Product: egl-9 family hypoxia-inducible factor 1b
Exons: 5
Coding region: 257-1339 (360 amino acids)
Biological process (GO): cellular response to hypoxia; peptidyl-proline hydroxylation to 4-hydroxy-L-proline
Cellular component (GO): cytoplasm; nucleus
Molecular function (GO): ferrous iron binding; L-ascorbic acid binding; peptidyl-proline 4-dioxygenase activity
Source: RefSeq, a predicted model, not a curated record